UAUUAUUGAGCGUCUGCUGCUUCAGCCUCUCAAUGUCAUCGCUCUAAGCAUCAUGAGGAAUGCUUGCUGAUAUAUCUGAAGUUGGAACAGAGGGUGUGGGCCAAGCUCCUCUCAACACACGCCUGGAUAGCAAGAUAAAGGCACUUGCUAGCAAGAAAUAUACCCUUAAGGAGCUGAGCGGCUGAUUAUCUCUCCAAGCCAAAGGAGUGAGAUGGCUUGACAAAGACAACUUCCUUAAUGCUGGAGAAAAACUGAGCGUGUCCAGUUUUUAGGUUAAGUGUGAGCGUUCACUACCCCAUCAACUACCUUCUAUAAUUUUUUUCACUUUGCAGACUGUUGACUGUGAGAGAAAACGGUGGGAUGACAGACCAAGAGACACCCAGUGAGGGUGAGCCCCCUCCAACAUAUAUAAUCUUUCUCGUUGUCUUUUUGUUCUUCAUCACGGGCCUUCUGGGUUUCCUGAUCUGUCACUUAUUGAAGAAGAAGGGCUACCGCUGCGAAUUAAAUGACGAUGAGGCAGACUGUGAAGAUAAACUGGAAAAAGAAAAAGAUGAUGAAUCAGAUGACAGUCAAGACACUGUGGAACAAAUUCUGAAAUGCAUAAUUGAGAAUGAAGCCAAUAUGGAUGCCUUCAAAGACAUGUUGGGUGGCCAAAAUGUCUGUGAACUUCACGAUCCACGUUUACGUCGCAAGGACAGUGUAGGUCUUCCCCUUCACCAUCAUACAGUUCAUCUGGGAGGAGAAAUCAGCACCUGUGUUCACUGUAUGCAAGGACAUCUAUUAAGAACACGACGCAGAAGCCGUGUGGCUAGAAGCAAAGCCCGGCAGGGGGAGAUGACUGUGUUUUCUGUGGGCAGAUUUCGUGUCACCCACACGGAGAAGAAGAACAGCCUUCAAGGUUCGAUCAAUCUGCCCGCCGCUAAACCAGGAGACAUAUCCAAUGACACCACACUGUCAGACGGCAGGGCGGGGUUCAAAGAUACCUCAAAAAAGCCUCAGGAAGAAUACAACAUCCGUAACAUGUUCAAAGACACCGGAGGAACGAACGGCAAGGUUCCAAACCCAGGAAAACGUAAGAAAAGCGUCACACUGCUUGGCUUCUAUAAGGGCAGCAGUCCAGUGGGGACCAAGGAAAGGGUUGAAGAGGACAAGGAAGGGACAAGCACAGCUGAACAGCUGUCAGUAUCUCUAGAAGAGUGCUUGAGCUCUGUCGCUGUGUCUCUUAUUGACACUGAAACAGCUUUAGAUCUGAAUUCAAUUAAAGGUUCUGUCAAUAAAUUAGAGACCAGCCCAGAGAAGGAAAGGGCUGAUGAAGCAUCUUUAGAUAUGAAUUCACAAGACAAAUUAAGUACAAAAACCACAGGGAAUGUUCGAGACAGCUCUAGAUUUUCUGUGGUAAGAACUGAGGAAGAGAUUACUGUCACAUCUGUAGCCACUACUGAGCAUAGAGGACGUGAUGCGGUGCAAAACGAUGAUAUAAAGACUGGCAAAAUUAGUCAGGAGAGUAUAGACAAUCAGCAGGUAUGAUUAUAGCGUCAUUGCCCAACGAGCAUAGUGUUAUAGAUUAUUGAGAUGGUCAGACAAUUGUUUUUUAAGAAUGAGACUAAAAUGCAAAGCUUUUAAGUUGCCACAUGGACUGCUUUUUAAUAUACAAUGCAUACCUGUAAUGGGUGUUUCUUCAAUUUCGGGCACUUUUAGAACUGUGGAUUGUUUUCAAGUCAAGAAAAUUCCCACAAUAGUGUUGUUUCUCAAAUUCUGUAUUGUGUUUAAUAGAAUUCUGUGGAAAUGACGCUGAUGGAAAUGACAUGUCUAACUUUUUUAAAAAGGCAAAAGAUUAAUUUCAUAGAUAACAUUUUAUGUAUCCUAAAUAAAUACACACAAUCAUAUAAUAUUUUCACACAAAAUAACAGCUUGAUUAGAAAUGACACCUGAUUCAAUUAUUCUGGUCACAGGUGAUAUUUACUCCACUAAUUUUCUUUGUUUCAAAUUUAAUCUCAAGCAUGCUCUUCACUGACACUUUUGUCGACUUGGUUAAAGCAAUAGUUCACCCAAAAAGGAAAAAUAUUUCUUCAUUUACUCUACCCUACCCUUAUGCCAUCCCGGAUGUUUAUGACUUUUUCUACCCUACCCUUAUGCCAUCCCGGAUGUUUAUGACUUUUUCUAUUCACAAAUGAAGAAUUUCUCAACUCUUUUAGUCAAUACAAUGCAAGUGAAUGGGUGCAUCACAUAAAUCAGCAUAAAAGUAAUCCAUACGAUUAAAUCAAUGUCUCCAGAAGAGAUUUCAUACUGUAGGUAUGGGUGAGAAACAGAUAAAUAUUUUAGUCAAUUUUUACUAUAAAUUCUCCUCCUUGCUCAGUCAAUCUCCACUUUCACUUUCACAUUCUUAGUGUAUUUUAACAGGAAGAGUGAGUGGUAGUGGCGUAGUGGCUAAAGCACAGGGCUGUUAAUCAGAAGGUCACAGGUUCUAACCCCAUGUCCACCACCAUUGUGUCCUUGAGCAAGGCACUUAAAUCCAGGUUGCUCCGGGGGGGAUUGUCCCUGUAAUAAGUGCACUGUAAGUUGCUUUGGAUAAAAGCGUCUGCCAAAUGCAUAAAUGUAAUGUAAACGUGUAUACCCUACUGGGCAGGGAGAAGAAUUUCUAGCAAAUUUGGACUGAAAUAUUCAUCUGUUUCUCAACCCACACCUAUCAUAUCUCUACAGAAGACAUGGAUUUAACCACUGGAGUCAUAUGGUUAACUUUUAUGAUGACUAUACAUUCUUUGUAUGGACCUACAGAGCUGAGAUAUUCUUCUAAAAAUCUUCAUUUGUGUUCUGCAGAAGAAAGAACGUCAUACACAUCUGGGAUGGCAUGAGGGUGAGUAAAUGAUGAGAGAAUGUUCAGUUUUGGGUGAACUAUUGCUUUAACAACUUUUUAACACUAACACUAACUUUUGAAAUAAAAUAAUUGGGGCAAAAUUGUUUUGUGUGUUGGAAAUGUCGGCACAACUGUGGGACAAAAAAUCAUAGAGAUAAUUUUCACACAAUAUAUAUUAAAAUGGUUUAUGCUUUAGACUAUUAUAGUUUUAAACAUGUAAUAAUUUGCAUUUUUAUAAGGGAUUUUCAUAGUUUAAUUUUAAAAGUUUGUGUCUGGGGCAAGGCUAAAACAGUAAAUUCUAUUCAAAGCAUUUCUAAAUGACAAAACAUAGAUGGUAAAAGCAUGGUAAAAAUGUUUCUAAUUCAGUUUUAAUAAAACCCUCAUAUAACAAAUUGAGAAGAUCAACCCCAGGGACAUGAAAUUACCUGAAGUUGAAAAACACCUGUAUACAGUGUGGGUUCAAAAAUCUGAGCUGACAUUGAAAAUCUGGGAUUUGAAAUCUUAUUUGAACCUAAAAAGAAACAAAGUUAUGACAUAAAAUAAAUAAGAAAUAUUUAAAACAAUUUCAGGUCACUAAUCAAAUAGUAUACAAAAGAUUAGAUUUCCUUUCUUUGGAAAAUGUUGGUAUAACAUGGAUUUUUCACAAUCUUGUGGAGUUCUUGCCAUCUCAAGUUCAAGCUAAAAGGGAAUAUAGCAUACACCAAAAGAAAUUAUGUAAAUUUGUGAAUCUUUUAUUCAAAUUGUUACUUAUAAAAUAAUUGGUAAAAAAAAAUAUGACAUUAAAUAAGAAACAUUAAAUAGACAAGUUGUCAUAAGUUGACUGAGACUUUUGAACCCCAUGUGUAUAUGUAUGUAAAUAAACUACAUGUUAUGAGCCAAAAUAAAAUCAGUGGCUAUUGUAAACAUAUAUUGACAAUGCCAUCUAGUUAAUGGCAUUCUGUUUAUUAAAAGUAUAUAUAUAUACAUUAUCUCACAAAAGUGAGUACACCCCUCACAUUUUUGUAAAUGUUUGAUAAUGUUUUCAUGUGACAACACUGAAGAAAUGACACUUUGCUACAAUGUAAAGUAGUGCGUGUACAGCUUGUAUAACAGUGUACAUUUGCUGUCCCCUCAAAAUAACUCACAGCCAUUAAUGUGUAAACUGCUGGCAACAAAAUUGAGUACACCCCUAAGUGAAAAUGUCCAAAUUGGGCCCAAUUAGCCAUUUUUCCUCCCCGGUGUCAUGUGACUCAUUAGUGUUACAAGGUCUCAGGUGUGAAUGGGGAGCAGGUGCGUUAAAUUUGGUGUCAUCGCUCUCACACUCCCUCAAACUGGUCACUAGAAGUUCAACAUGGCACCUCAUGGCAAAGAACUCUCUGAGGAUCUGAAAAAAGAAUUGUUGCUCUACAUAAAGAUGGCCUAGGCUCUAAGAAGAUUUCCAAGACCCUGACACUGAGCUGCAGCAUGGUGGCCAAGACCAUACAGCGGUUUAACAGGACAGGUUCCACUCAGAACAGGCCUCGCCAUGGUCGACUAAAGAAGUUGAGUGCACGUGCUCAGCGUCAUAUCCAGAGGUUAUCUUUGGGAAAUAGACAUAUGAGUGCGCACACUGCAUCAAAUUGGUCUGCAUGGCUGUCGUCCCAGAAGGAAGCCUCUUCUAAAGAUGAGGCACAAGAAAGCCUGCAAACAGUUUGCUGAAGGCAAGCAGACUAAGGACAUGGAUUACUGGAGCCAUGUCCUGUGGUCUGAUGAGACCAAGAUAAACUUAUUUGGUUCAGUUGGUGUCAAGCGUGUGUGGCGGAAACCAGGUGAGAUGUACAAAGACAAGUGUGUCUUGCCUACAGUCGAGCAUGGUGGUGGGAGUGUCAUGGUCUAGGGCUGCAUGAGUGCUGCUGGCACUGGGGAGCUACAGUUAAUUGAGGGAACCAUGAAUGCCAACAUGUACUGUGACAUACUGAAGCAGAGCAUGAUCCCCUCCCUUCGGAGACUGGGCCGCAGGGCAGUAUUCCAGCAUGAUAACGACCCCAAACACACCUCCAAGAUGACCACUGCCUUGCUAAAUAAGCUGAGGGUGAAGGUGGUGGACUGGCCAAGCAUGUCUCCAGACCUAAACCCUAUUGAGCAUCUGUGGGGCAUCCUCAAAGGGAAGGUGGAGGAGUACAAGGUCUACACCACCAGCUACGUGAUGUCGUUAUGGAGGAGUGGAAGAGGACUCCAGUGGCAACCUGUGAAGCUCUGGUGAACUCCAUGCCCAAGAGGGUUAAACCAGUGCUGGAAAAUAAUGGUGGCCACACAAAAUAUUGACACUUUGGGCCCAAUUUGGACAUUUACACUUAGGGGUGUACUCACUUUUGUUGCCAGCGGUUUAGACAUUAAUGGCUGUGUGUUUAGUUAUUUUGAGGGGACAGCAAAUUUUACAUUGUAGCAAAGUGUAAUUUCUUCAGUGUUGUCACAUGAAAAGAUAUAAUGAAAUAUUUACAAAAAUGUGAGGGGUGUACUCACCUUUGUGAGAUACUGUAUAUAUAUAUAUAUAUAUAUAAGCAACCUAAUUCUGUGGGCAAUAGUUAAUUUAAACAAUGUUCCUCUUAACAGAUCAGAGUUCAGUGUUAAGUUAGUAGGAGCUAUUUUAACUCUACUUGUUUAGUCAUAUAUCCUUGUAUGAAAAGUUAUAUAGAGUUCAAAUAAUGUAAAUGGAGAUUGUCAGUUAUCCAACCCAUUACAGAAUGUCUUACAGAAAUCAAUGUAUUCAUGACCAUAUGGACAUGUUCAACAGUUAUUAAAACACUUUUAAAACCAAGUUUGGCUGAGUGUGAACAAAUCUGAAUUAUUGUGCAGUACAGUAACUGUCUGAUCAUAUUGUUGUGUACACUCCACCUCAUUUAAACUCUGUUUUCUCCGCACAUCAACUGGAGGAGCCAACUGGGGAAAGAUACCCUGUCUAAUGUCUGACAGGCUGCCCAGACCCUAACCAGUGAUAUCUAA
Xyrauchen texanus (razorback sucker) is the source of this 5815-nucleotide messenger RNA. RefSeq names its product RELT like 2 (gene rell2). NCBI's taxonomy places the organism in Eukaryota, Metazoa, Chordata, Actinopteri, Cypriniformes, Catostomidae. The record is from RefSeq and is a predicted model, not a curated record. Gene Ontology annotation, biological process: positive regulation of cell-substrate adhesion; positive regulation of p38MAPK cascade. The transcript has 6 exons. Bases 361 to 1527 code for a protein of 388 amino acids.